ACCACAUGACUCCGCCGUCGGGAGAAACUUUUCCCGUCCCGCGGUCGGAAAAUGGCGGCGUAGGGAGCGGGGCCGUGGCAUCCCGGCGGCUCCCGGCGCCAUGACCCGCUGGGUGCCCACCAAGAGGGAGGAGAAGUACGGCGUAGCUCUCUACAACUACGAUGCCAGGGGACCAGAUGAACUCUCCUUACAGAUUGGGGACACCGUGCACAUCCUGGAAACCUAUGAGGGUUGGUACAGGGGUUAUACAUUACGGAAGAAAUCCAAGAAGGGCAUAUUCCCUGCCUCCUAUAUCCAUCUUAAGGAAGCAAUCGUUGAAGGCAAGGGCCAACAUGAGACUGUGAUUCCCAACGAGCUGCCCCUGAUCCAGGAGGUCACCACCACGCUGAGGGAAUGGUCCAUCAUCUGGAGACAGCUCUACGUGCAGGACAACAGGGAAAUGUUCCGCAGUGUCCGGCACAUGAUUUACGACCUGAUCGAGUGGAGAUCCCAAAUCCUCUCUGGGACCCUGCCCCAGGAUGAGCUCAAGGAGCUGAAAAAGAAAGUGACUGCCAAAAUUGAUUAUGGCAACAGAAUUCUGGAUUUAGAUCUGGUGGUUAGAGAUGAAGAUGGCAACAUUUUGGACCCAGAGCAGACCAGCACCAUCAGCCUUUUCAGAGCACAUGAAAUAGCUUCCAAGCAAGUGGAAGAGAGGCUACAGGAAGAAAAAUCUCAGAAGCAGAAUAUUGAUAUCAACAGACAAGCCAAGUUUGCUGCCACUCCUUCAUUUGCUUUGUUUGUAAAUUUAAAAAACGUCGUGUGUAAAAUAGGAGAAGAUGCUGAAGUCCUGAUGUCUCUGUAUGACCCCCUGGAAUCCAAAUUCAUCAGUGAGAACUACCUGGUGAGGUGGUCGAGCUGUGGCCUCCCCAAGGACAUUGACAGACUGCACAACCUGCGGGCCGUGUUCACCGACCUGGGCAGCAAGGACCUGAAGAGAGAGAAGAUCAGUUUUGUGUGUCAGAUCGUGCGUGUGGGCAGGAUGGAGCUGCGGGACAACAACACCAGGAAGCUCACGUCGGGGCUGCGCCGGCCCUUCGGGGUGGCAGUGAUGGAUGUUACUGACAUCAUUAACGGGAAGGUUGAUGAUGAGGACAAGCAGCACUUCAUCCCCUUCCAGCCGGUGGCAGGGGAGAAUGAUUUCCUGCAGACUGUUAUAAACAAAGUGAUUGCUGCUAAAGAAGUCAACCACAAGGGUCAGGGUCUGUGGGUGACUUUGAAACUUCUUCCAGGAGAUAUCCAUCAGAUUAGGAAAGAGUUUCCACACUUAGUGGACAGGUCAACAGCAGUGGCUCGGAAAAUGGGCUUUCCUGAGAUUAUCAUGCCUGGAGAUGUUCGAAAUGACAUCUAUGUCACCUUGGUGCAGGGAGAUUUUGACAAAGGCAGUAAAACCACAGCAAAGAAUGUGGAAGUCACAGUGUCUGUUUAUGAUGAAGAUGGCAAGAGAUUAGAGAGUGUUAUUUUUCCUGGUGCUGGUGAUGAAGCCAUCUCAGAGUACAAGUCAGUGAUCUAUUACCAAGUAAAGCAGCCUCGUUGGUUUGAGACUGUAAAGGUUGCGAUCCCCAUCGAGGACGUGAACCGCAGCCACCUGAGGUUCACCUUCCGCCACAGAUCCUCCCAGGACUCCAAGGAUAAAUCUGAGAAAAUAUUUGCUCUGGCAUUUGUGAAGCUCAUGAGAUAUGAUGGGACAACUCUGAGGGAUGGAGAGCACGACCUUAUAGUAUACAAGGCAGAGGCCAAGAAGCUGGAGGAUGCCUCGACCUAUCUCAGCCUGCCAUCCACAAAAAUUGAGCUGGAGGAGAAGGGACACUCAGCAACAGGCAAGAGCAUGCAGAACCUUGGGAGCUGCACCAUCAGCAAAGACUCCUUCCAGAUUUCCACCCUGGUCUGUUCAACAAAACUUACCCAGAAUGUUGAUCUCUUGGGACUGCUGAAGUGGAGAUCCAACACGAGCCUGUUGCACCAGAACUUGAAGCAGCUGAUGAAAGUUGAUGGUGGUGAAGUGGUCAAGUUUCUUCAAGAUACACUGGAUGCCCUUUUUAAUAUCAUGAUGGAGAACUCGGAGAGUGAGACCUUUGACACUUUGGUGUUUGAUGCUUUGGUAUUUAUCAUUGGGCUGAUUGCUGACAGAAAAUUCCAGCAUUUCAACCCUGUCUUGGAGACCUACAUCAAGAAGCAUUUCAGUGCUACCUUGGCCUACACAAAACUGACCAAGGUUUUAAAAACAUACGUGGACAAUGCUGAGAAGUGUGGGAUCACUGAUCAACUCUUCAAAGCCAUGAAAGCCCUGGAAUACAUCUUCAAGUUCAUUGUCCGGUCCAGGAUAUUGUUCAACCAGCUGUAUGAGAACAAAGGAGAAGCAGACUUCAGGGAGUCUCUGCUGCAGCUCUUUAAGUCCAUCAACGAGAUGAUGAGCAGCAACUCUGACCAGACUGUCAUAGUGAAGGGUGCAGCACUUAAAUAUUUGCCCGCAAUUGUCAACGAUGUGAAAUUAGUGUUUGAUCCAAAGGAACUCAGCAAGCUCUUCACCGAGUUCAUCCUCAACGUGCCCGUGAGCCGCUUGACCAUCCAGAAGCUCUAUUGUCUCAUCGAGAUCGUGCACAGCGACCUCUUCACCCAGCACGACUGCAGGGAAAUCUUGCUGCCAACAAUGACAGACCAGCUCAAGUAUCACUUGGAGAGACAAGAAGAUUUGGAGGCUUGCUGCCAGUUGCUGAGUAACAUCCUGGAAGUGCUCUACAAGAAGGAUGUGGGCCCCACACAGCGCCAUGUCCAGAUCAUCAUGGAGAACCUGCUGAGGACAGUGAACAGAACUGUGAUUUCCAUGGGACGGGACUCGGAGCUCAUUGGGAGUUUCGUGGCCUGCAUGACAGCCAUCCUGAGGCAAAUGGAGGAUUAUCACUAUGCCCAUUUAAUCAAGACUUUUGGCAAGAUGAGGUCGGAUGUUGUGGAUUUCCUGAUGGAGACAUUCAUCAUGUUCAAGAACCUGAUAGGGAAGAACGUCUACCCCUUCGACUGGGUGAUCAUGAACAUGAUGCAGAACAAAGUCUUCCUGCGAGCAAUUAAUCAGUAUGCAGAUAUGCUAAACAAAAAAUUCCUUGAUCAAGCUAACUUUGAGCUACAGCUCUGGAACAACUAUUUCCACCUGGCUGUUGCUUUUCUCACGCAAGAAUCUUUGCAACUGGAGAAUUUUUCAAGUGCUAAAAGAGCAAAAAUCCUUAACAAGUACGGGGACAUGAGAAGGCAGAUUGGGUUUGAGAUCAGGGACAUGUGGUACAACCUGGGUCAGCAUAAAAUCAAGUUCAUCCCAGAAAUGGUGGGGCCUAUCCUGGAAAUGACCCUGAUCCCAGAAACGGAGCUGCGGAAGGCCACGAUCCCCAUCUUCUUUGACAUGAUGCAGUGUGAAUUCCACUCCACCAGGAGCUUCCAGAGGUUCGAAAACGAGAUCAUCACCAAACUGGAUCAUGAAGUGGAAGGAGGCCGUGGAGAUGAGCAGUACAAAGUAUUAUUUGACAAAAUCCUCCUGGAGCACUGCAGGAAGCACAAAUAUCUGGCCAAGAGCGGGGAGACCUUUGUGAAGCUGGUGGUGAGGCUGAUGGAGAGGCUGCUGGACUACAGGACCAUCAUGCACGACGAGAACAAGGAGAACCGCAUGAGCUGCACCGUCAACGUGCUGAAUUUCUACAAGGAGAUCGAGAGGGAAGAGAUGUACAUAAGGUACCUGUACAAGCUGUGUGACCUGCACAAGGAGUGUGACAACUACACAGAGGCUGCCUACACCUUACUCCUGCACGCAAAGCUCCUCAAGUGGUCAGAAGAAGCGUGUGCAGCACAUCUUACCCAGCGGGAUGGAUACCAGGCUGCUACUCAAGGACAGCUGAAAGAUCAGCUCUAUCAAGAAAUUAUCCAUUACUUUGACAAGGGCAAGAUGUGGGAAGAGGCCAUUGCCUUGGGUAAAGAACUUGCAGAACAGUAUGAAAAUGAAAUGUUUGAUUAUGAACAACUCAGUGAACUGCUGAGAAAACAAGCCCAGUUUUAUGAAAACAUUGUGAAGGUGAUACGACCAAAACCAGAUUAUUUUGCUGUUGGAUACUAUGGCCAGGGAUUCCCAACAUUCAUAAGGCGGCUGCUGACGCAGUUCCCCAACGCCGAGAAGAUGAAGACAACGUCACCCCCUGGAGAUGACAUCAAAACCUCCUCUGGCCAGUAUAUUCAGUGCUUCACUGUAAAGCCCAAAUUGGAUUUACCCUCAAAAUUUCACAGGCCGGUGUCAGAACAAAUUGUGAGUUUCUACAGGGUGAAUGAAGUCCAACGCUUUGAGUAUUCACGUCCUGUUCGAAGAGGAGAGAAAAACCCAGACAACGAAUUUGCAAACAUGUGGAUUGAGAGAACCAUCUAUGUGACAGCCUAUAAAUUACCAGGGAUCCUCAGGUGGUUUGAAGUCAAAUCAGUUUUCAUGGUGGAGAUCAGCCCACUGGAAAAUGCCAUAGAAACCAUGCAGCUGACCAAUGACAAGAUCAACAAUAUGGUGCAGCAGCAUCUGAGCGACCCCAACCUGCCCAUCAACCCCCUGUCCAUGCUGCUCAACGGCAUCGUGGAUCCCGCGGUCAUGGGCGGCUUCGCCAACUACGAGAAGGCUUUUUUUACUGAAAAAUACAUGCUUGAGCAUCCAGAGGAUCAUGACAAGAUUGAGAAGCUGAAGGAUCUGAUUGCUUGGCAGAUCCCAUUCCUGGCCGAGGGCAUCCGGAUCCACGGGGAGAAGGUGACAGAGGCCCUGAGGCCAUUCCACGAGAGGAUGGAGGCGUGUUUCAGGCAGCUGAAGGACAAGGUGGAAAAGCAGUAUGGGGUCCGCGCCAUUUGGUUUGAGACAGUCAUAAAAGCUGCCAGCAUGAUUCUGUUGAGGUUCGUGCUGGAGCCCCUCCUGCCAAAAAAGAUGCAUUCUAGGUCGCAAGAUAAAUUGGACAAGGAUGACCUAGAUAAAGAUAAAAAGGAAAAGAAGAAGGAGAAGAGGAACAGCAAGCAUCAAGAGAUAUUUGAUAAAGAAUUUAAAUCUACUGAUAUUUCUCUGCAGCAGGCUGAAGCAGUGAUCCUUUCAGAAACGAUCAGCCCCCUGAGGCCGCAGAGACCCAAGAGCCAGGUGCUGAACGUGAUGUGCAGCGAGCGGCGAUUCUCCGUGUCCCCGCCCAGCUCCCAGCUGACCCCGCCGCCCAUCACCCCCCGCACCAAGCUCGCCUUCAGCAUCCAGCCCAAUCUGGAGCUGAACGGGAUGUCCAGCUCCGACAUCUCCGACGUUCCCCCUCCUCUGCCCCUCAAAGGAAGCACGGCCGACUACGGGAACCUCAUGGAGAGCCAGGACUUGAUCAGCCCCACCACGUCCCCCCCUGCCCACCAACGGCACCUGCCUCCUCCGCUGCCCAGCAAGACUCCGCCGCCGCCGCCUCCCAAGACGACGCGGAAGCAAACGUCUGUUGACUCUGGGAUUGUCCAGUGAAGGAGGAAGCGGGAUUUUUUCCAAAGAUAAAGCUGUAACAAUUCAUUUCCCUAAGUAUUUUAUGGUCUAUAAUGUUUACCUCAUUCAGGCGUGCAGUAUCUAACAUUUAGUGCAAUGGUAACUCCGUAAGAAAUCCGUUUCUCGCCACGUGUCGGAACCAACACUACAUCCCCCUGGUUUUGGGGUUAUUCCCUCCCAUAACUUGAAAGAAAUCUGGAUUUCUACUUGAGACUGGGAACUCCAGCAACUGACAAAACCCUCUUCCUAAACCUUCUCCCUGCUUCUGGAUAAUGCCAGGCACAGAGCUAAAUGUGGAGAUUAAAAUGAGAGCUGGAAAUGUUGUACCUAAAGAUUUUGGGUACCUCUGGAGCUUCAAAUGAGCAGAGUUUUUGUAGCUAAUCUCAGUGUAUAUAGGAAUCAAUGACAAUAUUCACAUGGAAUUCAGGGCAAGAGGAGGUUUCCCAGUGAGGUGAAGCUGCUGUCGGAUUUCCCUGAAUAACAGGGAUUUCAGCCCCGGGUUAUAAAUCAGACACCACUGUUUUGUGAAAUUGGUGUGUGUUACAAAUAACCUGAUUGCAGUGAGCAAAGUGGGGAUUUGGGGCUGUCUUGGCCACAGUGACCGUGAUGCCAUUGAGUUUAAAACCUCUGGUGAGAGGAGGAAAAGUGCCAGCCAAACCUCCCCUCUGACCAUGAGGCUGCUCAGGGAAUUUGUAAGGUCCCCUGGGAAAAUGUUCUUGCAGGUGCUGGGGUCCAUCAGUGCUGGUCCCUUUCUAAACAUCACCUCCCAAGGGCACAGGAGCAGCAAUUCCCAAAUGUUGGAAUUCAAGCAGAGCUGGCUGGGCUGAACAGGGAUCUCCUCUUGGAUAUCACGUGGAAAAGGAAGGUGUGUGCCAGUGGAAGCAAGGUCAGGGGGCACAGGAACAACACAGAGGUGCAGCUCCCCGCUGUAGGGAGAAAAUUCCUGUGGUCAAAGCUCAGCUGGAGUUGGAGUUGAACUGUCAGGAACCAAAAAAAAGAGUUUUUUUCAAACUUAUCAAUGGCAAAAGGCUGUGUAAAAAUAUAAUCAGCCCAUUCUAGGGUGGGGAUGGGCACCUCACAAACAGGACAGGGACAAGGCAGGCGUGUUUAGCACAUCCUUUGUCUGUCCUCAGUGUGGGAUCCAAGAGGGUCCCAGUGCCCUGAGCUGGAGGGCCACGACUGUGACAGUGCUCAGCUCCCAGUCAGCCUGAACCUGCAGGACCUGCAGCCCCAGCUGAAUCCCUGCACAUCUAUGGGCCCUGAUGGGAUUUACCAGAAUCCUCAAAGAGCUGCUGAUGUCAUCACAAAACCCCUCUUGAUGAUUUUUGAAUGGUCUGGGGAAUCCAGAGAGGUCCCAGCUGACUGGAAGCUGGGGAAUGUUGUCCUGGUUUUCAAGAAGGACAAGAAGGAGGACCCUGAAAACUACAGGCCCAGUAAAAUCAUGGAGAAGAUUAUUCUGGGACACCUGGAAAACACCUGGAGGACAAUGCAGUCAUUGGUCACAGCCAGCACGGCUCCAUGAGGGGAAAGUCCUGCUUGUGACCCCAAAUUCCUCCUACAGCAGGGUCACCCAGCUGGCUGAUCCAGGAAAGCCAGGAGAUGGAAUCUUUUUGGACUUCUGCAAAGCUUUUGAUAGCGUCUCCCACGGAUCCUUCUGGACAAAAUGUCCAUCCUACAGCUGGAGAAACACAUCUCAGGAUGGGUGAGCAGUGGCUCAGGGGUGGGGCAGAAAGGGUGACAGUGGCUGGGGUGACACCAGGCUGGCACCAGUCCCACUGUAAAUAAGACAUUAAAGUGUUGGAAAGUGUCCAAAGGAGGCACAAGGAUGGGGAAGAGCCAGGCUGGAGGAGAGGAGACUGAGGGGAGAGCUUGGUGGGUCAGCAGCAUCCUCUGAGGGAACUGCAGGGGCAGGAACUGAACUCUUCAUUGGCACAGUCAGGGACAGGACCCAGGGAACAGCCAGGGCAGGGUGAGCUUGGAUUUAGGGAAAGGUUCUUCCCCAGAGGGUGCUGGCACUGCCCAGGCUCU
Lonchura striata (white-rumped munia) is the source of this 7573-nucleotide messenger RNA. The record is from RefSeq and is a predicted model, not a curated record. NCBI's taxonomy places the organism in Eukaryota, Metazoa, Chordata, Aves, Passeriformes, Estrildidae.